Molecule: messenger RNA, 924 nt
Organism: Talaromyces atroroseus
Lineage: Eukaryota; Fungi; Ascomycota; Eurotiomycetes; Eurotiales; Trichocomaceae
Exons: 3
Coding region: 1-924 (307 amino acids)
Source: RefSeq, a predicted model, not a curated record
AUGAAGGUUGCCGGAUUACUUGCUUUUGGAGCGGCCCUCCAGCAGGCUGCAGCCGUUGGAUUCACGACCUACAAACAAAUCUACGAAGGGACAGACAAUUCCGGGGAAAUCUCUUACUCCGAGCCAGACCGUUCCACUACGCUCUUUCUCUACAUCCAAAUCCUCCCGUAUGGCGGAGACCACAGCGACAUCAUCAGCGACUUCAAGACCCUAGCUCAAAACUAUGGUAGCCAGGGAAUAGCUGUCAUUCCUCGAGUUCGCUAUGGCUUUGCCAAUGGAACAAUCACCACUGAACCAUCAUCGGACAUCCUCUUGCCUGAUGUCGCUCUGUUCGCAGGGGUCUUUGGCAACAUUACCGAUACAAUUGACAUCCCUGUCCUCCAAGCUGGAUUCCUUGGAGAGUGGGGAGAGUGGCAUGAUGGACCAUAUUGCCAAGCUCGUGGCACAGCUGACACGGCCGAAGAUCUGGAAAUCAAAGGAGAGGUCGUCAAGACUCUUCAAACAUCAGGCCUCAAGGUUGCGCUUCGCUACCCUCAGGACCACAGUGCUCUAGUCAACGGCACCCGUGCAGUGACACUCCACGACGAUUGCAUCUUUGAUGGAGGCUUCGGUGGUACCGACGGAGGCACCUGGCCUACCGAUGAUUACGAUUACUGGGUUGCGUACACCAAGGAAGUUGCUUCCAAUAACACCUUUGGUGGCGAGGGAUGCAAUAAUGCUGGUGACGCUACUUACGACUGGUCAGAUACUUCUGCUUUGUGUGGCAGUGAGGGUUUGGCUGCCUAUAUCAACUCUUUUGAAAUGGCAUACUUGAAUGACGAGACUCCGGAUCCUUUCGAAACAAUUUUCUUCGGUGCGGACGAUGAUGCAACUUACGCCGAGUGCAUAGAUGCUAUCCAGACAGCCCUUGAACAGUGGAGCUAA